This is a messenger RNA of Entelurus aequoreus (snake pipefish), 5882 nucleotides long. RefSeq lists its product as uncharacterized. The record is from RefSeq and is a predicted model, not a curated record. NCBI's taxonomy places the organism in Eukaryota, Metazoa, Chordata, Actinopteri, Syngnathiformes, Syngnathidae. Bases 318 to 5882 code for a protein of 1854 amino acids. Gene Ontology annotation, molecular function: nucleic acid binding. The transcript is spliced from 5 exons.
CUGCCAUCUAGUGGCGCAUGUUGGAACCAGGAAGUGCGUUGAGCAGAAGUUAAGAAGUGCAGCAGAGUCCAUAAACAUGUCGCUCCUGCGUCGAGUGUGUCUUCUUCCUCUACUUUUGCGCUUGUUAAAGGCAUAAACUUUUUACAAAGUAAAAUGGAUCAGUAAACUCAAGACUGCUUCACGAGUGGUUACUGAAGCCAUAUGUUUAGCUCGCUGCAUAAGUUAAAGCCCUUAGCUGAAGGCAGAAGAGUAAAAAGUUUAACUACACAUCAAGUGCAUCGUCGGGGGCCUGAGACUCUCCACGCCAGUCAGCAGACAUGUCUAACCACGGAGACACCCCUCCGCUCUCCCAGCUAGAAGUCAGAUCAAAGUGCAGCUCGACUUCAUCACGCUGGUCAUCAGUCAGCCUUGCUGCAGCAAAAGCACGAGCCAACGCUGAAGCCGCCAGCACCAGAGCAGAGUACGCCAAGCGCCAAAUAGACAUGGAGGUCGAACGGGCACGCAUCGAAAUGGAAAAAACUCGGCUGGUAGCUACUAUGAACGCCCUGAAGCAAGAGGGAGAGGCUAAAGCAGCGCUCGCAGCAGCAAGGGUCCUUGAGGCUGCAGUUUUGGACCAAACAGAGCUGGAAGAGCCGCCAGAUAUUCCCACUACAACAGCCAUGGCUGCCGGCCGCACUCAAGAAUAUGUAAACACUCACUUUCACAAUGAUGCUAAUGUGGAAGAUGAGACAAAGCCUGAUAUAGAACAAAAGUGGGACAUAAACAACACCAACAAUGUCGAGCCAAGCCGACCAACAGCUAUGACACAUGCAUGUGAGUACACCCCCAGCUAUCGACCUAUCAGACAACCCGAGCCACCGCCAUUUCAUUCCCCCAACUACACUGAAGCAUAUAACGUCCCAUCUCCAUCUUUGCGCCAACAAACUAAUGUAUCAGACCUCGCUGUGCUCCUCUCACGUCGUGAUCUACUGACAGCAGGACUCACAGUCUUUGAUAACAAGCCAGAGACCUAUGUAGCAUGGAAAUCUAUGUUUCACAACGCCACUGGGGAUUUGAACUUGAAAUGCUGCGAAGAGCUUGAUCUACUGACUAAAUGGCUGAGCGGUGAGUCCCUCCAGCAUGCUCUGAGGAUCAGAGCCGUUCUCGUUAGCAACCCAGAAGCAGGUCUUGAACGUUUAUGGCAAAGGCUCGACAGAAAUUAUGGCUCACCAGAAGCGAUCGAGGCUUCACUGUUUAAUCGCCUUGAAAGUUUUCCCAAAGUUGGCCAUAAAGAAAGUCACCUCCUGCAGGAGCUUGCAGACCUUCUCCAAGAGCUCGAGGCGGCGAAAGAUGAAGGGUAUCUGCCAGGCCUCAGCUUUCUCGACACCUCAAGAGGAAUAAACCCAAUUGUGGAAAAGCUCCCUGGCGGCCUGCAGGAGGCGUGGGUCAGAGAAGGGUCAAGAUAUAAAAAAGAUCACAAAGCUCACUACCCACCUUUCUCCUAUUUUGUCCAGUUUGUCAACAACCACGCAGAAAUGAGAACAGACCCCAGCUUCAUCCUGCAAAGCUGCGGCUCUACACACAUGAAAGCAGAAAGGACACUAGUGAGACAGACACGCUUCAAAGUCCCAGUCACAACAAACAAAACACAGGUCGGUGCGGCUAACAAUGAACCAAAAGCUGCCCCUCUUGACCCCAAUAAACAGUGUCCAGUGCACAAGAAACCACAUUCUCUCACCAAAUGUAGAGGAUUCAGAAUGAAGGCAUUGGAUGAGAGGAGAAGUUUGCUUAAGGAGCUGUCAAUCUGCUACAAGUGUCUCUCAUCAACAGAGCACAGAGCUAAAGACUGUAGAGCUACCAUUCACUGUGUGGAGUGCAACAGUGAUUCACACACCUCUGCCAUGCAUGCUGGGCCACCCCCAUGGACAGAUACAGGCCCUGGCAUCCCACCAUUGGCCCAUGGCGGGGAGCCGGAUACCCAAAGCCCCACAGUGACCACAUCUAGCUGCACUGAGGUAUGUGGACAGGGACUACAGGGAAAGUCCUGUUCUAAAAUUUGCCUGGUGAAUGUGUACCCCUGCUCAGCCCCCAAUGAAAAAAGAAAAACGUACGCGAUCUUAGAUGAUCAGAGUAAUGUGUCAUUAGCUCGGUCCCGCUUUUUUGACAUGUUCAACCUGCAUGGUGAGGCCCUCCCUUACACAAUGAAAACGUGCUCAGGAACAGUAAACACACAAGGGCGAAGAGCUCAUGGCUUUGUCAUCGAGGGCAUAAAUGGAAAAGUGUCAAUAACACUACCCAUACUCACUGAGUGUAACCAGAUCCCAGACAACAGAAGUGAGAUACCCACUCCUGAAGCUGCUGCAGCACAUCCUCACCUCUCUCAAGUAGCCACACAAAUACCGCCACUUGAUCCAUCAGCUGACAUUCUUCUCCUGCUGGGCAGAGAUGUGAUUCAGGCUCACAAGGUCCGCCGCCAGAUAAACGGCCCAAACGAAGCUCCUUACGCCCAACAGCUUGAUCUCGGGUGGGUAAUUAUUGGAGAUGUCUGCCUCUCAGGAGCUCACAGACCCACGGUGAACUCCUACAAGACAAACUUACUUGAUAACGGCCGCCCCAGUUUCCUCUCUCCCUGUGAAAACAGAAUCUACACAAAGGUAAAGUUCACAGAAGAAAAUCCCCUGUUUGAGAACAUGCAACCCAAAGAUGAGCUGAGCAAACACAUCUUUAAGCAAACAGCAGAUGAUGACAAACUGGCACUCUCUACAGAAGAUGAGUCGUUCCUGAAUGUUAUGCACCAUGGGUUUGUUAAAGAUGAGGCUAAUAACUGGGUCGCUCCCCUCCCGUUCCGUCAUCCCCGACUCCGCUUGCCUAACAAUAGAGAGCAGGCACUCACCCGCCUCAUGUCUCUACGCAAGACACUAAAGAGAAAGCCGGAAAUGAAAGGGCAUUUCGUGGAGUUUAUGAAGAAGACAUUCAACAAAGGACACGCAGAAAAGGCCCCUCUUCUUAAACCCCACCAAGAAUGUUGGUAUCUCCCAAGCUUUGGCAUUUACCACCCACAAAAGCCAGGCCCAGAUCUUAACAACGGCCUUGUAGGUGUGCUUCUCCGUUUCAGAGGUGAACCAUAUGCUGUGAUGGCUGAUGUGGAGCAGAUGUUUCACAACUUUAUGGUCAGGGAAGACCAUCGUGAUUACCUGCGCUUUCUCUGGUUCCGCGACCACGACCUGGAUGGAGAAGUGGACGAGUUUCGGAUGACAGUUCACGUGUUUGGAAACUGUCCAUCUCCCUCAGUCGCCAUCUAUGGACUCAAGAGAACUGCUGUGGAGGGAGAGAGUGAGUACGGCAGCGAGGUGAGGAAAUUCAUUGAGCACCAUUUUUAUGUAGACGACGGGCUAAAGUCAUUCGCCUCUGAGGACGAGGCAAUCGACAUCCUCACCAGAGCACAGAAAAUGCUAGCUCAAUCGAACAUCCGUCUCCACAAGAUUUCAUCUAACAGUCCUGUUGUCACCAGCACAUUCCCAGGAGAAGAUCUCGCUACAGGUCUGCAGGGUCUUGAGCUCGGACAGGAUGCACCACCCAUGCAAUACAGCCUCGGACUGGGCUGGAACUUGUCCACUGACCAGUUGUCGUUUCGAGUAGAGAUCACUGACAAGCCCUUCACCAAGCGUGGUGUGUUAUCAGUCAUCAACAGUUUGUAUGACCCGCUUGGGUUCGCUGCGCCAGUGAGCAUUGAAGGACGCUCCAUCCUGAGAGAGAUCUCCAAAAACAUCAGUGAAUGGGAUACUCCUCUACCUAAGGAGCAACAAGACAAGUGGCAGAGAUGGAAAGACGCUCUACAGCACUUGGAACAGCUCAAGAUCUCACGUAUGUAUACGUCCAUUUCACUGUCCAAAGCACAGAGAAAGGAUAUACAUGUGUUUUGUGAUGCAUCCACAAAAGCAGUCGGAGCUGUCGCCUACUUGAAACUCACCACUGCUGAUGGACACAGUGACGGGGGCUUUCUCCUCGGCAAAGCCAGGCUAGCUCCAAAACCAGACAUCACCAUUCCCAGAUUAGAGCUGUGUGCCGCAGUGCUGGCUGUCGAAGUAGCAGACAUGGUCCAAGAAGAGCUCGACUUUACGUUUGAUGAAGUCAGCUUCUACACAGAUUCUAAAGUAGUACUCGGCUACAUUUUCAAUGACAAGAGACGCUUUUAUGUGUAUGUACAUAACCGCGUUGAACGCAUCAGGCGCUCCACUCAGGCUCACCAAUGGCGUUAUGUGCCCACACAUUUAAACCCAGCUGACCAUGCCACACGUGGACUGCCUGCUGAACAUCUUUCCCACUCUACAUGGCUCAGUGGCCCUCCCUUCCUCACUGACUCAGGCCUAGGUCAAACACAGGAAAUGCCCUUUGACCUCAUUAACCCCGAACAUGACACUGAGCUGCGUCCAGAGGUUGUAUCCUGUGCUACCUCCCUCUCUAAAAGCACUCUCUGGGCAGCAAGGUUCGAAAGAUUCUCCAGCUGGACCCGCCUGUUAAAGACUAUCGCCAGGCUACGCCACAUCGUCACAUGUUUUAAGGCUGCAUCUGAGAGCAGAUGCCAUGGAUGGCACAAGUGUGACAAGAACAUUACUGAAGACCAGCUCCAGCAGGCUAAAGCCAUCAUCAUUCGUGCAGUGCAAAGUGAGGUGUACGCAGAUGACAUCAGGCACGUGGAACGUGGUGAGUCUGUCUCCAAGAAAAGCCCACUUAGCAAACUGAACCCAGUAAUGGACAGUAACAUGGUCUUACGAGUUGGAGGUCGGCUGACUAAGGCUCAACUCACAGCAGACGAAACACACCCUAUACUCCUCCCCAGUAAACACCACGUCACUCAGCUCAUAAUCAGACAAUUUCAUUCACAAGUACGCCACCAGGGCAGACACUUCUCCGAAGGUGCUAUCAGAGCUGCUGGUUUCUGGAUAGUGGGCGGGAAAAGAGCAGUCAGCAGUGUUGUUUUUAACUGUGUUACAUGUCGCAGAUUGAGAGGCAAACAACAAGAACAGAUCAUGUCAGACCUACCAGAAGACAGAAUGUGCACAGACCCUCCUUUUACAGGUGUUGGCCUAGAUGUUUUUGGCCCUUGGCCCGUCACAGUCAGGAAAACACGUGCAGGUCAGGCAGAAGCAAAGAGAUGGGCGGUAAUCUUCACCUGCAUGAGUACUCGGGCCAUCCACAUUGAAGUGAUAGAAGGCGCUGCCAAGCUGCUCAGAUCAGACUGUGGCACAAACUUUGUGAGUGCUUGCAGAGAACUUCACAUUGACAAAAAGGGCUGUCACAAUGACAAAAUCAACACCUAUCUUGGAAACAGUGGUUGUGAGUGGCAUUUUAAUCCCCCACACGCUUCCCACAUGGCUGGAUCAUGGGAGCGCAUGAUCGGCGUCAGUCGACGGAUUCUGGACGCAAUGCUGCUGCAGCACGGAAAGGCCAAGCUCACACAUGAAGUACUGGUGACGUUCAUGUCGGAAGUGACUGCUAUUGUUAAUGCAAGGCCGCUUACAGCAGUUUCCACUGACCCAGAGCAUCCUGAGAUUCUCACUCCUGCCAUGCUUCUCACGCAAAAGGCAGCCACCCCUCAGUCAUCCCAGUAUCUGGCCAAUCUCUUCUGGGGACGAUGGAAGAGAGAAUUCCUCAGUGACCUGCAACCUCGUCGCAAAUGGAGAACACCUAAACCCAACCUACAAGAAGGAGAUGUCAUCCUGCUAAAAGAUGGGCAAGAGCACAGGAACGACUGGCCCCUUGGUGUUGUUGCAAAGACCUUUCCCAGUCAGGAUGAAAGGGUCAGGAAGAUCCAAGUCAAGAUAACCCGCAACGGUGAACAGAGACUGUACUUGAGACCUAUCAGUGAGGUCAUCCUGCUGGUUCCGAGGAACCACACAUAA